This is a messenger RNA of Clupea harengus (Atlantic herring), 714 nucleotides long. Its product is annotated as caveolin-2-like. The coding region runs from base 1 to 645 and encodes 214 amino acids. The transcript is spliced from 3 exons. Gene Ontology annotation, biological process: caveola assembly; cell differentiation; regulation of cytosolic calcium ion concentration. Lineage: Eukaryota; Metazoa; Chordata; Actinopteri; Clupeiformes; Clupeidae. Gene Ontology annotation, cellular component: sarcolemma; focal adhesion; caveola. The record is from RefSeq and is a predicted model, not a curated record. Gene Ontology annotation, molecular function: molecular adaptor activity.
AUGGACAAGACGGACUCUCCGGUGGAGACCAGGAUUGACCUGGAGUGCAUUGAGCAGCAGCUGGGGACGGAGCUCUGGGAGCAGCCAGGGGUGUACCCGGCCGCAGAGGCAGAGACGGCCCUGGAGGAGCAGAGUGAGGGACAGGGGGAGGAGGGCACUGACGGAGACACCACGUCCUCUCCCAGCAGCGUCCAGGUUCUGGUGAAGGACAGGGACCCUAAGGGGGUCAACAAAUGCCUUAAGUUAGAGAAUAGUUCUUUGCGAUUCUGUGAUCACGGCGCUGAUGGUAAACACCUGUUCCUACAGGUCACCUUUGAGGACGUGAUUGCGGAGCCGCCGUCCGUGCGCAGCUUUGAUAAGGUCUGGCUGGGGAGCCACGCCACGUUUGAGGUGUCGCGGCUAUGGUUCUACCGUCUCAUAUCUCUUCUGCUGGCUGUGCCCGUGUCACUGAUUGCAGGCAUUCUGUUUGCCAUCCUCAGCUGCCUUCAUAUAUGGCUGAUCAUGCCCUGUGUGCAGCUCUUCCUCAUCAACAUGCACUGGAUCAAGGUGGUGUGGGGGAGCGUCCUGGACAUCGCCAUCGCUCCUCUCUUCAGCAGCGUGGGCAAGUGCUGUGGAGCUAUAAACAUCCACCUGGCCAAGGACUGAAGCCCUGCACCCCCUCUCUCUCUCUCUCCCUCCGUCUCUCUCUCUCUAUCACUCUCUCUCUCUCUCUCU